GAAAAUCCGGGGGUGGCCGCCAGGGAUCUCCAAGCGGCCUGGGCGAGGCAGCCUGAGCUUGCCUCCCGGAUUUGGGCCCCCCACCUGGCGCUCCGACCCUAGGCCCGUCGGUUCAGUCCCUGCCUCCCAUCUCUCUGCAGAGCGCCUAGACGACGGCGAGAUGACGGCUGGGAGCCCUGGAGACUGCGGGGAGGUGCGCAGGAGCCCCGAGGGCCGCGUCUCUCGCCUGGGCCGCCGCCUGGGCCGCCGCCGGCGCCCGCGCUCCCCGCCCGAACCUCUGCGGGUGCGGGCACGGCUGCGGCUGCGCUCGCCGUCGGGGGCGUUCGCGGCGCUGGGGGCGCUCGUGGUACUGGUGGGCAUGGGCAUCGCCGUGGCCGGCUACUGGCCGCACCGCGCCGGCGCCCCAGGGCCGCGCGCUGCCAAUGCCAGCGCGCCCCUCCUGAGCGAGCUGCGACGCGAGGGUCGCGGCGCCGGCCGGGCCCACGGCCCGCACGAGCGGCUGCGGCUCCUCGGGCCGGUGGUCAUGGGCGUCGGCCUGUUCGUGUUCAUCUGCGCCAACACGCUACUCUACGAGAACCGCGACUUGGAGACGCGACGGCUUCGCCAGGGGGUGCUGCGGGCUCAGGCGCUCCGCCCUCCUGACGGCGCCGGCUGGGACUGCGCCCUCCUCCCCAGCCCCGGACCCAGGACUCCCCGAGCCAUAGGCCGCGCAGAGCCAGAAAGUUGGGAUCUGUCCCCGCGUCGGGGCACCUCACCCGUUCCGUCAGUGCGGAGUCUGCGUUCAGAGCCUGCUAAUCCUCGCUUGGGGUUACCUGCCCUGCUCAACAGUUACCCUCUGAAGGGCCCAGGGCUGCCCCCACCCUGGGGUCCACGGACCCAGACUGGCCAUGUGAUUAUCACCGUGCAGCCCUCUGGUUCCUGCAUCGAACAUUCCAAGUCUCUGGAUCUGGGCCUUGGGGAGCUCCUACUUGGGGCCCCGGCAGCUCGAGACUGCGCUCACCGGAGCUGGCCACGGCUGGACCGCCUCAGUCUGGGGGGUUAUGCCAAGUUGGGAGGAGGAGGGGACUUGGGAGCCCGGGUUUGAGGAGCAAGGGACAGCCUUCUAGGCGGCUGCAGCAUGGACAUUGGUAACAGGACCAGAAGUCCCAAUAUCUAGUAGAAGCAUCAGUCACAUCCCAGACUGGAGGUGGAUGCUCUGGCCCCAUCAGCUGCUAAGGCAUCCUGACUUGCAUGUCGGCAGACAAAUGCCAACUGCACAGGGUUCAAUAAGCUGGAGACAAUGAGCUUUAAUGUGGAGUCUGGAGACCAGCAUGACUCGGCCUUGGGAUCUCUUUUAAGCCUCCAAAAGUGGCCUUACUUAGCCUCAGACAGGUACCUGAGGGGGCUGGAGGUCCAGGUCAGGGUGACUGGGAGAAACCUGGUGUCUUGGCAAACUCCAAGUGGUGAGCAAGGACCCCUAAGACUCAGAAGGAAGGUUGGGAUGUUACAGGCUGGGAUGGGCUCCCUCCAAGGUGGUGCCAGUUGCGGGGUCGGGGAAGACGGGCAAUGGGGUAGAGCAGAGACCCUCCACUGCCAUCUGGGAUGAGGCCUGAGGCUUUAUCUCCCACCACCUCAGCCCCUGUCUCCCCUCAGCCAUGCGGGGUACACCCCACUAGGGCUACACUACUGCCAAAGUCUUCCUACCGAGGGUCUGGCCCCUCCCUAAACAGGUCUGAGAAGCCCCCUUCUCUCCUCUGUCAUGGCCUGUGCUGCAAAAUCUCCCUCCAGCAGGCAAAAAGCAUUUGUCAGAUCUCCUUUUAUACAACGUUGAAGCCACAUUUUGGCCAAUGUUGGGUAGCUUACUUUAGAAAGUGGCUUGAAUUUGGGUCUCCCUUACCCAUGUUUAAUUUUUCCCAGAUUGCUGGUAGGAAAAGAGAACUUUAAAAGUUGAUCAAUUCUCACAGAUUCAGUCUUUUUUUUUUGUAAGUUUAUUGAAAAAUGCAAUACAAGAAGCAAGACCAAACACGAAUCUAAGCACUACACCACUUCUCUUACUACAAAAGGCCAAAACAGCAGACCUAAUUAUUGCCUUUUUACUCUAGAGAUUUUGCCAAUUUGAUUCUGCUGCCAUAGUUCCUAUUUGUCAAGAAAUGUAAACAACUACUUGAUAUGAUUCAUAAUUUUAAAAAAAUUUACAAAGCUCCUUCAUUUUUGUCACCAAAAUAAUACAUUUGAGAGAGAUCUGUAAAAACAGCCAGCCGGGGGCUGAGAUCCUGGGCGGGUAUUUCCACGAGCAGUGGGCAUUCUGUGGUGUUGGUCAGGCCAUAGCUCUGGCUCCACUUCCCAGGGCAGACGGUUGUCCCCUCCCCCCCCCCCCACCGCCCUGCAGAACAUGCGAUGGGGAGGCCUGGGCCGGAGGGCAAAGAGGCCCUGAAAGGUCCCUGUGGCCAGGUUCUUCGGGCCCUCGGCUUGGAAAUUUAGGUCCUGCUUGGUGGGUGGGUGGGUGGUGGGGGGGUGACAGAGACCUCAUGUGGCUUGGAGGAAGUCUUUACUUCUCAAGUGAAAUAAAAAUAAAA
Molecule: messenger RNA, 2555 nt
Organism: Lynx canadensis (Canada lynx)
Lineage: Eukaryota; Metazoa; Chordata; Mammalia; Carnivora; Felidae
Gene: TMEM200B
Product: transmembrane protein 200B
Exons: 1
Coding region: 161-1084 (307 amino acids)
Source: RefSeq, a predicted model, not a curated record